UUUAUAAAUACUGAAACUGUCAAGUGACAAAUGUAAUUGUCAAUGUCAGUUUAGCAUUUUGGAAUUGUUUCUUUCAUUUUAUUUGAUUUGAGUGCUACGGAAUCAAAAUGGCAUCGGCAUCAUCAAGUCAGCAAAUCGACUUAACUAAGCUGAGUCUGCCGCAGUUGGCUCAGUUAAAACAACAAUUAGAUCAGGAAUUAAGCGUGUUCCAAGACUCAAUACAGACAUUGCAAAUAGCUAAAAGUAAAUUUGUUGAAUCCGGAGAGAGUCUUGAAAAAAUAACACCUGCAAUUAAAGGCAAGACGAUUCUGGUGCCUCUCACAGGAUCUAUGUAUGUACCUGGCACAGUGGCUGAUGUUGAUAAUGUGGUCAUCGACAUUGGCACCGGAUACUAUGCACAGAAAGAUAUUGAUGGUGGUAAAGAUUACUUCAAAAGAAAGGUAGAGUUUGUUGCUGAGCAAAUGGAAAAGAUUAACUUAUUGGGUAUGGAGAAGUCAAAACUCCGACAAGCUGUUGGUAUGAUAAUGGAAAUGAAAUUCCAAUCAGAACUACAAGCACAGAAGGCACCAGCAUCAUAACAAAAGUCCCUUAUCGCUAUAUUCUCAAAUUGAGUAUUGUAUGUUUAUUUUAAUUUUUUAGUUGGCUUGUCAGAAUCAAUGAAAUGUAUUUACGGAUGUAAUGGUCAUAGUAUUGAUAUGAUUAAAUGACAUUUUGCUGACACUAUGUAGUAUUUCCUACUGCAGUACACUUGAAGGCAGGAUAUGAAGAGCAACCAAAUUUAAAACAGGCAAUUUGGAAGUAUGAAAUACGGAUAUGUAGUGGGUCUCCUGAACUUGUACACUAUGUGUGUUGAUAUUUUCAGCCCUAAUCAGUGUUAGAUCACAUUACGUAUUCUCGAUUAGUUAAGCCAUAUAGAAACUCUGAAGCUAGAUCUGGCGUCUACACAGGCAGGGGUAUCCUUUGGGGGAAUCGGGCAAUCGCGUGGGGCCUCGCCGGUUGCUUGGAGGACAUUCUUUUACGAUCUUACCAGCGAAUUCGGUAAACCAGAGAACUUUUUUGUUCUCGCUGGGGCCUCGCGUCUUUUUUUUAUUUCGCCUAGAGCCUCGCGUCAUUUAGGAACCCCACUAUGUUAAUGGCCUUAGUUACUGCAAAAGCGCAUACUAUACAGUAUAGUGUCACAAUACUAUGGUACUUACCAUUACAUAUGGAUAAAUUGUAAGCCUGCUUUCGAUUAUCGGCUGUAGGUGAUGUGCAAGUAUAAACUCAAAACUCAAUAAGAAAUUUAUGUAAUCACAUUAUUGUCAAUUACAGACCAGUUUAAUUACAAAGUUGUAGCGCUUAUUAGAAAAUUAUUUACGUUCUAUUAUUAACGUAUUUUAUUAAUAUUGAGCUUUACUUUUUCGUUACUACAAUAAUUAUGCAUUUGAAUAUUUUUAACUGUCUCUAAGAAAUUUGUGAUCAAUCACAAUGUAGCGUUUGUUUCGUUUAACAGUAAUAAAUUAUUAUUUAAUA
Messenger RNA from Manduca sexta (tobacco hornworm), 1512 nucleotides. RefSeq names its product probable prefoldin subunit 5 (gene Pfdn5). The record is from RefSeq and is a predicted model, not a curated record. NCBI's taxonomy places the organism in Eukaryota, Metazoa, Arthropoda, Insecta, Lepidoptera, Sphingidae. Gene Ontology annotation, biological process: protein folding; regulation of DNA-templated transcription. The coding region runs from base 108 to 578 and encodes 156 amino acids. Gene Ontology annotation, cellular component: prefoldin complex; cytoplasm. The transcript has 4 exons.